This is a messenger RNA of Coccinella septempunctata (seven-spotted ladybird), 963 nucleotides long. RefSeq lists its product as uncharacterized. NCBI's taxonomy places the organism in Eukaryota, Metazoa, Arthropoda, Insecta, Coleoptera, Coccinellidae. The record is from RefSeq and is a predicted model, not a curated record. The transcript has 2 exons. Bases 460 to 855 code for a protein of 131 amino acids.
GGCUUCAACAUUUCACUUCUCUACCAAUUGAAAAUGAAGAAAUUAACGGCGAUGACUUGAACAAUCCAAAUAGUCAUUUGUUCAAGGAUUUGUGCAACAUAUCGAGUGUCGGAGUUAUGGAUAACUUAAUUCUGAGAAGUUAUGAUCAGAAAUUAAUGGAUGACAAAAUUGAAGAUGGUCCAUAUGUCCGAGUCACUGUUGGAAAUAAAUCGAAAAUUAUCAGAAAAUCUUCGCUCUGUUGGUUGCUAGAGGAAACUAAAAAUAGGGUUAGUACAGACAGACUACAACGUUUUGUUGUAAAAAGUACAGAAAGACCUCAAAGGGCACUAGAAGUAGGUCGCAAAAAGUUGAAUUCAUUAAAAUCCAAAGGAACAUACAUAAAGAGAAGCUCGAAGAGAGGUAAGAGAGAGAACUCUGGAGAUAUCUCAGAUAGUUCUGAAGAUGAUACCAUCAUAAAAUAUGACGACAGUCCAAGUACAGAAACGUUCUCUGAAAAUGACUCUGAAGCUGGUAUUGGAAUUAACUUUAAUGAAGGCGAAUAUCAAGACAAUUUUCUUAGAGAAUAAUAAAUAUUAUGCCGUAUAUUAUGACGAAGGAUGGUUUAUUGGAAAACUUCUGAGGCAUAUUGAUGGUACUGCCGAUAAUCCAAUAGUCGAAAUCACAUUUUUAAAACAGAAUAAAAGAAAGAAAUGUGAAUUUAAAUGGCCUGGGAAAGAAGAUUUGUCAAAUGUAGAAACACAAUAUAUAUUUUUCGGACCUAUAGCAAUAAAGGAGAAAGAAUCGGGUAUUUUCAAUAUCACUGAAGACGUGUUGAGUCAGAUUAAUAUUGCUUACUCUAAUAAAAAGCAGAAGUGAUGACAUAUUAUUAGUUAUUAUUAGAAAAUAUAGACAGCGAAUAAUACUGUAUUUUAGUUAGUCUUGUUUACUACAUAAGGGUUGCUAAUAAAAAUUUUUUUAAAUUUU